Messenger RNA from Salvelinus namaycush (lake trout), 6980 nucleotides. RefSeq names its product multiple PDZ domain protein-like. The record is from RefSeq and is a predicted model, not a curated record. The transcript is spliced from 46 exons. NCBI's taxonomy places the organism in Eukaryota, Metazoa, Chordata, Actinopteri, Salmoniformes, Salmonidae. The coding region runs from base 1 to 5883 and encodes 1960 amino acids. Gene Ontology annotation, molecular function: protein binding.
AUGCAUGAGCAGAACAGCCAUGGGUAUGCUGUGAGGGAUGGUGUCACAACAACAUUUGGCGAUGACCUGAGUGAAUGCUACACAGCAGCCCAUGCCAAUGGCAGCCAUCUUGCCAACCCAGAAUCCUCCACUGGUACACAGAUCAAUGGGAAGCCGUCUCCUGAGGAGUUUGAGCACAUCAUUCGCUCCAUGGCUCAGGGGCGCUACGUGACACACAUGGAGCUGGUGAAGCCGCUGUCUGGGGGCCUAGGCUUCAGCGUGGUUGGUCUGAGGAGUGAGAACCGCGGGGAGCUGGGCAUCUUCGUCCAGGAGAUCCAGCCCGGGAGCGUGGCCCACUGCGAUGGGAAUCUGAAGGAGACAGACCAGAUCUUGGCCAUAAACGGUCAGCCCCUGGACCAGACAGUGACCCACCAGCAGGCCAUAGGCAUCCUGCAGAGAGCGUCUGAGCGUGUGCAGCUUACUGUGGCCAGAGGACCCAUCCCUCAGCUGGCCAGCCCCGUGGUGUCCCGCACGCCCUCUGCUGCCAGCACCCUGUCUGCCCACUCCAGCGCGGCCCACUGGAAUCAUGUAGAGACCAUCGAGCUGGUCAACGACGGGACAGGCCUGGGCUUUGGCAUUGUGGGAGGAAAGAACACCGGUGUCAUUGUCAAAACCAUCCUGCCUGGAGGCAUCGCUGAUCAGGAUGGGCGUCUGCACAGUGGGGACCACAUCCUCACGAUUGGGGACACUGACCUUUAUGGCAUGGGCAGUGAGCAGGUGGCUCAGGUCCUGAGGCAGUGUGGUAACAGAGUGAAGCUGGUCAUCACCAGAGGCCCUCCAGAGGAGACCUCCACCGUCCCAAUGCCGUUGCCCACUGUCACAGAGCAACAGGGCUAUGAGGAAGAGGAGGCUGAAUCGUUCGACGUCGGGCUGACCAAGAACGCCCAGGGUCUGGGAAUCACUAUCGCCGGCUAUGUGGGGGACAAGAAUUCCGAGCCCUCUGGUAUUUUUGUGAAAAGUAUAACUAAAGACAGUGCAGUAGAGCAAGAUGGCCGCAUCCAUGUUGGGGACCAGAUCAUAGCCGUGGACGGAAUGAAUAUCCAGGGCUACACCAACCAGCAGGCCGUGGAGGUGCUGAGACACACGGGCCAGACGGUACACCUGAAGCUGGUCAGAAGUGGCUUCCGUCCAGAGGACAUCCCACCCACUGUGGUGCCCAGUGUGAUCGUACUUCCACCAACCCCAGGGGGCCGAGACCCCACACUGGAGAGAACAGAUGUUGUGGACACCACCGCUCAAGGUGAGAAACAGUACCAGGCAUUGAGUGGGGAAUCGGAUGUCUCCACUGUGAAGGAUCAGUUAACUAAGAACACCAGAGACGAAGCAAAGCUAACAGAGGAUGAAGAGUUGGAGCUGAUGAAGAAGUGGCAGGAGACGCUCGGCCCCAGCAACAAAGUAGAGAUUGCCCAGGUGGAGAAGUUCAGUGAGAGCAGUGGUCUGGGUAUCAGUCUGGAGGCCAACAACGGGCACCACUACAUCCGCUCUGUCCUGCCCGAGGGGCCAGUGGGCCGCUGUGGGAAACUCAUCAGUGGGGACGAACUGCUCGAGGUCAAUGGAAUAUCCCUGAUUGGUGAGACCCACAAGGAAGUGGUGAGGAUUCUGAAGGAGCUUCCUGUCUGUGUCUACAUGGCCUGCUGUAGGCCCGCCCCUCUCCUUCAGAGUGACAGGGAUUCUGUCCAAACAGGGUUGGAUGAAUUUUCCACUGAACCUAAAAUUAAGAUACAGGGAGACCUCAGCAGUUUCCUGGUUCCCGGAGGUUCCGAGGGGGCGGCAACAAGGGAAAAUGUGACGGAGGAGACUCUGGGAGCUCCUUUGGCCAUGUGGGAGACGGAAAUACAGGACAUCGAGCUGGAGAAGGGAGAGAGUGGACUGGGAUUCAGCAUCUUGGACUACCAGGACCCAAUGGAUCCGGCCAAGACGGUGAUCGUGAUUCGCUCUCUGGUGCCAGAAGGAGUGGCCGAACGGGAUGGCAGGCUUUUGCCAGGCGACCGGCUCAUGUUUGUCAACAGCACCAAUCUGGACAACGCCAGUCUGGAGGAAGCCGUCCAGGCACUGAAGGGGGCCAACAUCGGCAUGGUUCACAUUGGGGUGGCCAAGCCACUGCCUAUUGACUCCAAUGAGGGAGACCUGGCCGAUGAGAGGGCAUUGGAGCGUCGCUUCUCUGGCAAUGAGGAUGACACCUUACAGGCAUCCAUGAUCGCCCUCCACGGCAGCACCUGCAGCGCCGAUAUGGACUACCAGACUACCUUGCAGUCCUCCACACCCAAACGGAGUGCCCGCCUGGACUUGUUGACUGAGCAUCCCUUGGUGACGUUGUUCGGCCUUGCGGACGACACUGAACCCUUCUCCCCGGAGGAGAAGCCCAUCGUUUUCCCCCUGCCCAGGAGUAUUGGAGGUCACGCCCUAACGAUUGACGACAACGCACUAACUAGCUCCGAUCAGUACCUGGCGCAUCACUUAACCCAAAUGGAGCCGUCGGAUCUGUCAAACUCGUACAGUCCGUACACUGACCCUGAGCCCGGUUUGAAUGAUUUGGGGGAGCCGGUGCAGUCUCUCCAUUUUCAGGUGGAGUCCACCAUGGCCAUAGGGGAGAUGGAAGGCUUAAUGAAGGGGGAUGAGCCAUCUGUAAAGCAGUCCAAAGAGGAAAGGGAUGAGGUUAUAACCACUGGGAGUCAUUUUGAAAGGACAAUCACUGUUGUCAAGGGCAACUCCAGUCUCGGAAUGACAGUGAGCUCCAUCAAGGAUGGCUUGGGGAUGUACAUCCGCAGCAUCAUCCACGGUGGUUCCAUCAGCCGAGACGGCCGUCUGGGAGUGGGGGACCUAAUCUUAGUCAUCAACGGCGAGUCCAUGGCCAACCUGACUAACACCCAGGCCCGCGCCAUGCUCCGGAGACACUCCCUCAUCGGGCCAGACUUGGGAUCUGCUUGUGCCCCAGAGGACGAUCUGUGCCCCUUUUAUGUCAUUACCUAUGUCCCUGUGGAGUAUCUGGAGGAGUACAAGACAAGCCUGGAGCAGCCUAAAGAUGACAUCUGCUCUGAUGCACCUCCCGCCCCAAUAAGAGAAAUCCCAGAACUUCCUGAGCGGGAGGAUGGAGAGGGAGAGGAGAGCGAGUUACAGACCGCCACCUUCAGUAACUGGAACCAGCCUAUGAAGGUGGAGCUCAAAAGAGAAGUGGGCAAGUCCCUUGGCAUCAGCAUUGUGGGGGGCAGAGGGAUGGGCAGUCGCCUUAGCAACGGCGAGGUGAUGCGGGGCAUCUUCAUCAAACACAUCAUGGAGGACAGCCCCGCCGGCCGCAAUGGAACCCUGAAGACUGGAGAUAGGAUUGUUGAGGUGGACGGUGUGGACCUGAGUGAUGCCAGUCACGAGCAGGCUGUGGAGGCCAUCCGCAGGGCAGGAAACCCUGUAGUGUUCCUGGUCCAGAGUAUCGUCCACAGGCCCAGGUCCUCAACCACGGACACCAACGAGGAGAGAGUGGCGCGGCGCAAUAGUGACAAGCCGGCAAAGCGGGAAGCGGGAAAGACAUCGUCCACCACUCCUCACCUCUCUCUUCCUGUGGUUCCCCACGUUGGAGAGACAGACACGGAUACUCUGACAGAGAUUCCCGACAGACCGUCCCAGACGGAAGAGGAGGAUAAGUUUGGCUACAGAUGGAAAAACAUCAGUCAGAGGUACGGCAGCCUCCCAGGGCUUCUGCACAUGAUUGAGCUGGAGAAGGGGAAGACCGGCCUGGGCCUUAGCCUGGCUGGCAACCGUGACCGCUCCCGCAUGAGCGUGUUUGUGGUCGGGAUCGACCCCAGUGGAGCUGCCGGCAAAGAUGGUCGCGUUGUGGUCGGGGAUGAACUGUUGGAGAUCAACGGGCAGAUUCUGUAUGGGCGGAGUCACCAGAAUGCCUCCUCCAUCAUUAAAAGCGCCCCAUCGAAGGUCAAGAUCAUUUUCAUCAGGAACACAGAUGCUCUCAACCAGAUGGCUGUGGGACCAGUGAGGGAGCAUGGAGACACACUGGAACCCCAGACAGAGCUGGAAACAUGUUCUUCCAUUGCACCCUCGGCGAUCGAUGUCGACAUGUUCAAAUAUGUGCAGCACGUCAUUCUGCUGAAGGAGGAGGGUGGAUUCGGCAUCACUUUCAGUGAGGACACCAAGGAUGGGGUUGUGAUUCAGAGUAUAACUGAAAAAGGACCAGCAGGAAAGGACGGCAGCAUCAAAUCUGGAGAUAAACUCCUGGCUGUGGAGGACACGCCAGUGAUGGGCUACACUGUGGACAGGGUCCACUCUUUACUGAAGAAGGCCAAAAGCUCAGUGAAAUUGACUAUCUGCACAGACAAGUCAUCACCCCUUCUCCCUCAAUGUACUGGUCAGGCAACCAGCCUACCCAGUAUCCCUAGAAUCUCCAUGGAUACCCUGGGCCAGUCUGAGUCAGAGCCAAUCAGGAGCUCUAGUCGCUCGUCCACCCCUGGCACUCUGGCUUCCUCUGACCCUGUGACCUGUCCCAUCAUCCCCGGCUGUGAGACCACCAUAGACAUCUCCAAGGGCCGCACAGGCCUGGGCCUCAGCAUCGUGGGGGGCUGUGACACUCUACUGGGGACCAUCAUCAUUCACGAGGUCUAUGAGGACGGAGCUGCCUCCAAGGAUGGGAGACUUUGGGCUGGGGACCAGAUCCUGGAGGUGAAUGACAUUGACCUGCGCGUUGCCACUCAUGACGAAGCUAUCAACGUGCUUCGCCAGACCCCUCAGCGGGUGCGUGUCAGCGUUUACAGGGACGAGGCUCAGUACAAGGAGGAGGACCUGUGGGAUGCCUUCACCGUGGAGCUGAACAAGAAGCCCGGCCAGGGCCUGGGCCUCAGUAUCGUGGGGAGAAGGAACGACACAGGGGUGUUUGUGUCAGACAUAGUGAAAGGGGGCGUGGUGGAGAGUGACGGGAGGCUGAUGCAGGGAGACCAGAUCCUGUCCGUCAACAAGGAGGACGUCAGAAAUGCCACCCAGGAGUUAGUGGCCGAGCUGCUGAAGUGUGGUGUGGGACCCAUAGUGAUGGAGGUGGGCAGAUUUAAAGCCGGGCCCUUCCACUCUGAGAGGAGGUUCUCACAGGGCAGUCAGAUGAGUGAAACAGGCAGCUGCAAGGUGACCCCUCACUCUCUGUCAGCCUCCUCUGGAAGCCUCCAAGUGGACUGUGACAGCUUACAACACACAAAUCAGGAGUCACUGGACCACCAGGAGAUCAGAAGUGUUGAAUUCACUAAGGGCCCCACUGAUUCCUUGGGCAUCAGUAUUGCGGGUGGAGUGGGCAGUCCCCUGGGUGAUGUUCCCAUCUUCAUCGCCAUGAUGAACCCUACUAGCCUCGUUGUCCAGACACACAAACUCAAGAUCGGUGACAUUAUUGUCAGUAUCUGUGGGACCGCUACUGAGGGUAUGAGCCACAGCCAGGCCGUCACCCUGCUGAAGAACGCCACCGGCACCGUCAGGCUUCAGGUGGUAGCAGGGAGUGAUACCACAGUGACUGGCCCCUUUCAUGAGCAGACAGCUACCGGACUCUCAGUCUCAGGUCUUACUGCUACUAGCAUCUUCCACGACGACCUGGGACCUCCUCAAUAUAAGACCAUCACACUGGACAGAGGCCCAGACGGACUGGGCUUCAGCAUCGUUGGUGGCUUCGGAAGCCCACACGGAGACCUGCCCAUUUAUGUGAAAACCGUGUUCGGAAAGGGGGCAGCGUCAGAGGACGGGCAUCUGAAGCGGGGGGAUCAGAUUAUGGCUGUUAACGAACAGAGUCUGGAGGGGGUCACCCACGAGGAUGCCGUGGGCAUCCUGAAGAGGACCAAAGGAACAAUCACCCUGACUGUGCUUUCCUAGAUGCACACAUAGACAAAUAAUCAUACCUUGAGGUAGACACGCAUACACACCUAAAAAAAUAUAUACUGUACAAGUAUACUGAAAUGUGAACACACACUACCAUAUGUUCCUAAGCGCUAACCUUGUUUUGUAGCAAGAAACACUGUGAUCAAUAUUAUUUGAAGCUACUGCAGGUAGACUGAAGUAUUCACUGGACACUGUGUCUCAGAUCAUCUAUACUCUAGUUUUCUGUGCUCAGACAUGGACUGUAGUGUUAUGAUAUUUAGGGUUAAUAGCCCUUGAAAAGAUUUCUAUAGAAUGAGGGCCAUUAUUUAAGGCUUAUGCUACUGUAAACUGCUGUCCGUCCACUUCGAUAUUGAAGUCACUGUGGUUCUAGCGAAGAGACAGUGAGCAAGUCUAGACUCUUUGAAUAACAUUUCAAUCAUGUUUGAGUAACAUUUUAUCUGUGAUGCAAAGCACCUUUUCAGAAGGGACAUGGUCUGAAAUCUUUGGUUUCUUGGUCAGAAGUUACACAGACCAAGUCUGUAAGUGUGUGUACGUGGUCACAGUCAGGGAAAGGAGAGUGUGUGUAUGAGACAUUCACUGCUGCUAAUGCGUAUGAUGAUGAUGUGAAGCCUUGUUUUACACAAUUUUAACGUUCAAGUAUUAAUCGUUUUUUUCUGUCAUGACCGUACUUUGUCAUAAUAUGAUAGAAGGUGAAACCAGCCAACUUCUAUGGUCUAUCUCAGUGGUCUCCAACCCUGGUCCUGGAGAGCUACUGAGUAUGCAGGCUUUUGCUCCAACCUAGCACUUGCACAGCUGUUUCACAUAAUCAACCGUUGACAGUCUUCAAUAUGGACCACGAUUAGCCUAAUCAAGUGUGUUAGUGUUGGGCUGGAGCAAAAGCCUGUACACCCGGUCACUCUUUGGUAGGAGUUGGAGCUCCCUAUCUAUCUCAAACCAUUAGCUGGAUACACCAUGUUCUAGUUUCACAAUAAUGGAUCUCCUAUUCAACAUGGCGUCAGUCACACUCUUGUCACCCACCGUACAUGUGUACUUAGUAUCUCCAGCACAGUAUUGAGUUGUUCACAGGCUGAAUUAAUAAAAUUGACCUUCAA